Daldinia childiae is the source of this 1530-nucleotide messenger RNA. Its product is annotated as putative nuclear polyadenylated rna-binding protein nab2 protein. The coding region runs from base 1 to 1530 and encodes 509 amino acids. NCBI's taxonomy places the organism in Eukaryota, Fungi, Ascomycota, Sordariomycetes, Xylariales, Hypoxylaceae. The record is from RefSeq and is a predicted model, not a curated record. Gene Ontology annotation, biological process: regulation of mRNA stability. The transcript is spliced from 2 exons. Gene Ontology annotation, cellular component: cytoplasm; nucleus. Gene Ontology annotation, molecular function: poly(A) binding.
AUGUCUAUCGAGGUUGCUAUGAAUACGCCGCUGGCGGAUGCGCUUAACAUGGCGAUCCAGCCGAAGCUGGUAGAAGUAGGCUGGGCAUCAGGUGGCGCCGACGACAGCGCGCUGUCAGAAUAUAUCAUUUUGAUGCUCGUGAACGGCAAAACUCAGGAUCAAAUUGCUGCCGAACUAGCUGGCGAUCUUCUUAGCCUUGGCCCUGACGACCCUGGCGCACGAGACUUCGCGAAGUGGCUCUUUGAUCAGAUCGAGUCUUUGAACUCUCAACUGAACGGAGCUCCGCCCCAAUUAGGAAACAAUGGUGUUGGAGUGCCCCAAAACGCGCCGUCUUCCACAGAACAGGAUGCAGAUAUGACUAUGUCCCUUGAUGGUCCCGAGCUGAACGCUCCCACAGGUCCUAGAUCUAUGAGAAAUCCUAAUAUGCGAGGCAACCGAGAAAAGCGGAUGCUUGGACAGAUGAGCAAGGCUAUGGAUCGUAGCCACGACAAUGUGUUACACCGCGUACGAGGAAAUGGCAAUGAAAGGAUCAAUGCCCACCGAGCGCCUCCUACUGGGCCGAGGGGCGGUUUCGGACGCACCAACAAUCGUGCAGCGAACAACCGUGCGGCUGGGUUUGCUGCUCAUCUAGGUCAAGCUGGUGGAGCCUUGCCGAAUAUGCACGACCCUAAUGGAAUGCCUAAUCUGAACAAUGAUAUGAAUUGGAUGAUGCCUGGCGGUGGUACUCCGGAGCAAUUGUUCCAGCUCCUCCAACAGCAGAACCAUAUGAUGGGGCAGAUGUAUCAGCAACUCACCCAACAGAGCCAGCCGAACGGAAGGCCUAACGGAAGGUCGCUUUUCGACCGGGUACAAAAUCCGCGAGGUGGUAGGCGAGGAGGCCAUGCCAACGGCCACAAAUUCCACCAGGGAGAUGGGUCUAGUGUCAACGAGACCGGCGCCGACAAUGAAGACGUUGAUAUGACGCAGGCCAGACGUGAACUGUCUAACCCCGAAACGAUGGUUUGCAAGUUCAACUUGUCAUGUACUAACAGGGAUUGCAAGUUUGCUCAUCAGUCUCCGGCGGCACCGCCGAAUACCACGGUUGAUAUUAACGAUGUCUGUUCAUACGGCGCGGCAUGCAAAAACCGGAAAUGUGUCGGUCGCCAUCCCUCACCGGCAACUAGGCGCGCGCAUCAAAAUGAACAAGAAUGCAAGUUCUUCCCUAAUUGUACCAACCCGAGCUGUCCUUUCAAGCACCCGGAUAUGCCUCCCUGCCGGAACGGAGGCGAUUGCGCCGUGGAGGGAUGCAAGUUCACUCAUCUCCAGACCAUGUGCAAGUACAAGCCAUGUACCAACCGUUUCUGCCCAUACAAGCACGACGAAGGACAAAGGGGAACAUUCCAGGAUAAGGUCUGGACUGCUGAUGGGACAAGGGAGCAUGUGAGCGAGAGGAAGUUUGUGGAUUCGAAUGGCCUCGAGGAGCUUCUUGUGCCCGGUGGAGAGGCUGGUUCGGGUCAAGAAGCAGCAGCAACAACUGAUACCAUCAUGUGA